AUGCCGUGCACCUCGUCCUCGAGCUUGACCGCUGCAAGCAUCUCCAUCAGCUGCUCGCCCUCGUGGGCGUUGAACCGGGCGUCUUCGACGUGCUCGGCAUGCUCGGCCUCGACCUGCCUUGCCACGCUCCUAAACGACGUCAUCAGCGACGUCAUGCUCAGGGGCUCGACAUGCUCCGCCACUAUCGGCGUCGAUCUCGGCGGCGAUGGCGCCCUUGCCUCGACCACGCACUGCUCCUCGCCGUACUCAUCGCUCUCCGUCUCGUUCCCGUCGCCACCGCUCGGCUCACCCCCCUUGGUCCAAACCUGUCUGCCAGCACAUCUUCCCUACUUGCCACCACCUCGCCGUGUCGUCUCAAUCCAGGACUGCCGCUCCCCUCAUCGCGACCUGGUUCCCGAUUCCAGCCGGCGGACCAAGGCUGCGUCGGCGAAGGCGCUGUGUUCCGAAGGUCGCCCGCGAGGCCGGCAACCUCCAUGA
Thecamonas trahens ATCC 50062 is the source of this 477-nucleotide messenger RNA. RefSeq lists its product as uncharacterized. The coding region runs from base 1 to 477 and encodes 158 amino acids. The transcript has a single exon. The record is from RefSeq and is a predicted model, not a curated record. Lineage: Eukaryota; Apusomonadida; Apusomonadidae.